AUGUCAUUCGUGGGAUCGGGGUUCUUGACCCCAUACCAUCAUCCCACUUCCUUCACCGGGUCGCCCAAGGACAAGUCUGCUAGACCGAGUCCAAAAGACGAAUACAAGACCCAAAAGCCAAAUGCCGUCGACACCUCCAGUCCGGCCUCCAGCGGUGCCGCCCAGGGGCGAGCAGCCCAGAAUCGAAAGCGCCUCGUUUUCGCCGAUCCCGUCGCUUUUCGCUACCUGGAAGAAGAUCCGGCGACUGAUGCUAUAGAACGAUGGCGACGUCUCGAGGGGUAUGAGAUGUACGUGGUUGAGCAAUGGGCCUGUUCGAGAAGCCAUCCCACUUUCAUCAUUUGCACCUACACAGGCGACCCAUCACACACAAUAUUAGUGAACGUCCUUGCUGUGCCCAGUGACGAGAGCACCUGGUCUCAGAGGUUGCAGGUCUAUUUCCAAGCAGUCUCUCAAUAUCACGCGAAAGAAAAAGACACGCCCCUGGGCGCACUCAUGGUCACCAACCUCAGUGGGUUUCCAUCAGCCCUUACUGUGAUCCCUGUUCCAGAUGGCGAUGUCAGGAAGCAUCGCGACGAUUUCAUUGUCAACGAGGACCUCAAGCGCAUGGGGUGCUCAGGGAGAGCGGGGAUCAACUUGCAGCCGCCUCAAUCCAGUACCGUCGCCAAAUUCCACCACCUCUACCGGACGAGUGAGGCGGUGCCAUUAUAUCAAUCUGUCAUGGAACUUGUAAGGACAUGCCAGAUCGCCUUGGUCAUGUACGACAAGCUCCAGCCAACAUAUGCCGAUGGCUUGCUUUGCGAUGUAACUGAGCGAGCCAUCAACGACUGGUGGACAGAUAUAGGGACCUAUUUCUACAAUGUCGAACCCAGCGACGGCAUUCUUGGACCGACCACGGUGGCAGCUCUUCUUGGGCUUCUUAUUGGAGCCUACAAUCGUCUCAAAGCCUUCGGAUCUCCGGUUGGAAAGGACGUCCUGGAUACCGUGUCAAUGAAAAGGGCCAUCGGCCAUUUCCAGAAAGGCCAAAAAAUGGAAAAGACCCGGCGACUCGACCGAGAGACUCUCGACCGUCUUCACAGGGCUACAGCCAAGAAUGCCAGCGGUGAAGGCUGGACGGUACCAAAGGCAGUCAAGUCCACCGUUGCUGAGCUUAGUGGCAAAGGAGGGGAGAUGGUCAUGGGCAUAGUGGGAGGCCGUGACAAGGCAGGCAUUUCGGAAGCUGAAACCAUGGACAUUGAACGUUUUGCUCAGCUGGUUACUGGCCCUAAGAUGAAGUGGCUCUGGCAAGGAAAGCCCAUCAAGUCGGGUGACCCGUUCGCCUGGCCGACUGGUGAUCUUGAUCUCAAAGGCAGAGUGUUCAGCACCGACGACCAGGGCAAUUUCCUCUGGACAGGCAAUCAGCAUGACUCCACUUCAGACGGAAAUGUCCUUGAACGGACAGAUACGAUGUACACGAAUCAGUCGGACUCCAAAUCCGGCAAGCACCGUUUGCGAGGAGCUGUCGGGGGCCUGAGGAGCUCUAAUCAUCGUUAUCAGAAAGAUUUUGACGAGGGCCAGGAUUGGGUCGAAACCGCUGUGACCAGGUCCAAUCUUCGAGACCACACACUCAGGACGGCGACCGGGAUUCCGCAGCCAUCUGAACCUCGUGCUUUUGACUUGGCCUUGGUCAACACUGAUCCAGUUUCGCCUCACGCCGUGCAGCGCCAGCCCCUCCGCCGAACCCAGACGACUACCGAGAAGAGAAUACCAUCACAUCGGGAGCAAUUGCGCCCCGCCUUACCAGGCGACUCGCCCAGGAAGAAGAAGGUCGAUGCCGAGUUGGCCGACCUACGCAAUGAGUUCAAAGCAGAUAUCUAUCGCAACUUCUCCGCUGCUAUGCCAUAUAAAGGUCUCACUAGUCGAGUCCUUCGACGGACCCAGAGCAGUGUCCAACUGAUCGGCCAUACCAUCGACAGCCCCCGACAGAAUCGGAUUAACCGGCGUCUUUCCUUCAGCGUGGUAGAAAGCGCCGUUCUGGACACGGGCAAGAACGUUAUGGAGGAAGGCAUUGUGAAAGGCAAGAUCGAGGGAGACCUGACCAAUGCACUUGCUGAGCGCGACGCCCUGGUGGCCUCUCUCCAAAAGAAGGCCAAACGUAUCCAGCGCAUUGAGCAAGGUCUGAUCCCAUACACCGAAAGCCGAGUAGUCCACGUGGAGAGCCUGGAUCGAAUGGCUCAUCAACAUCUCGAAGAACUCAAUGAACUGUACUAUCAUCGACUGGAGGAGUACCAGACUCUACAGGCUACCUCGUCCGAUCUCGUGUCGCAGGAGAAAACGGCCUUGACAGAAAAUUUCCGACGCAUGGAAAUGCUGGGCGCGAAGAUGGACUAUGAAUUGGACAGCCUGCAGAGUCGACUGCAGGAGGUGGAGGAUGGAGUGGACGACUUCGAGAGGAACGUGGUGCUGAUCGAGGCGCGGGCUCGGGAGUUGAAUGGUGAAAAUGAAGGGACUCCGGCAAGUCCGUCAUGGAUGGCGCGAAUGCUGAACUUUUUGGGAACGAACAAAUGA
This is a messenger RNA of Fonsecaea erecta, 2544 nucleotides long. RefSeq lists its product as hypothetical. Bases 1 to 2544 code for a protein of 847 amino acids. Lineage: Eukaryota; Fungi; Ascomycota; Eurotiomycetes; Chaetothyriales; Herpotrichiellaceae. The record is from RefSeq and is a predicted model, not a curated record. Gene Ontology annotation, cellular component: Sin3-type complex. The transcript has a single exon.